GAACACAGACAAUUAACAUAAUGAAGACAGUAAUAGUGUCAACGGUGGAAGGUAAAGUCCGAGGUAAAAUGUGUACGAAUUUUGUAGGCGAAGACUUUUAUGCUUUUCUUGGUGUACCUUAUGCCAAAGCUCCCAUUGGGGAUUUGAGAUUUAAGGCACCGCGCGACCCAGAAAAAUGGACGGAAGUAAAGGACGCAACCAAGGAUGGACCUCCUUGUCCAUCUCGUCAUUUAAUAGGCCAAUUUUAUAUAGGCAAGGAAGAUAAUUGUUUAAACUUGAACGUGUUUACAAAAAAAGUAACACUCACAGAUUCAGAAAAACCAAAACCCGUAAUGGUUUUUAUUCAUGGAGGAGGAUUCACCUAUGGCAACAACAAACCUGAAUUUUAUGGUCCAGAAUUUCUUUUGUGGCAAGACAUAGUAUUAGUAGUGAUAAAUUACAGAAUUGGAAUAAUGGGAUUCCUUGCGUUAGAAGAUCCAUCAUUAGAUGUGCCUGGUAAUGCCGGUCUUAAAGAUCAAGUUAUGGCUUUAAAAUGGGUCCAAAGAAACAUUAUCAAUUUUGGUGGAGACCCCAACAAUGUAACCAUAUUUGGACAAAGUGCUGGAUCAGUGUGUGCCCAUUUGCUUAUGCUUUCUCCCGUAACUAAAGGACUCUUUCACAAAGUUAUUUUGGAAAGUGCUUCUGCUCUCUGUAUUUGGGCAAAGGGAUACUACAAUGCUAAAGUUAUUGGAGAAUUAAUGGGUUAUACAGAGACUAAUGAAAAAUUGAUUUUAGAUAAGUUAAAUAAAUCACCGAUUCAAGAUAUAAUUAAAGGGCAAUAUAAAUUCUAUGAUGACCUUUCCGCCUCCAAACGUCGACCUUUUGGACCUGUCAUUGAAAAGGCAUCUAAAGAUGCUUUUCUAACCGAAGAUCCAGUAGAAAUAAUAAAAUCUGGUAAUUAUCAUAAGUUACCUCUUAUGAUCGGAUACACAACAAAGGAAGGCAUACUAUUUGACAUUGUAAGAAAAUCCACUCCGAAUGUAAAACUACCAAAAAGCAUGGACACUGAAGUACCCUUCGAUUUAGAUGUCGUAGAUAAUGAAAAGAAACACAUUGAAAUUAAAUCGAGAAUUAAGAAAACGUAUUUCAAAGAUGAAAUGAUUAAAGAAAAUAACAUUGACUACUUGUAUACGCUAAAAACUGAUAUUGGUUUUAAAUAUCCGAUAUAUAAAUCAAUAGAUUUACACAGAUCAAUACACGAUAAACCAAUUUAUUUCUACGUCUUCUCACACGAAGGCCCUCUUAAUCUAGCCAAAAACUAUGCUUUAAGAGACAGCCGAAUCUUCCAGCUGAUUUUCUUAAUGUUCGCAGCUUUAACACAAGGCAUGAAAACUGUUAACAAACUUUUCCAUGAUUUGCUUGGAAUGAUGUCAAAAAAAUAUGUGAAUGGAGCAAGUCACUGUGACGAAUUGUCAUAUUUAUUCCUUCAAAAAAUCCAUCCGCCGUUCGAACCUGACGAGGAAGAAGACUAUUAUAUAAAAAGGUUAGUCAAGUUGUGGACGAAUUUUGCAAGGCAUGGAAAUCCGACACCUCAAAUCGAUGAGGUGCACUUUAAUAAAGCUCUUUGGAAACCAGUUUCGAAAGAUGAAAUGAAUUAUUUGAAUAUUGGUAAUGAAUUAAGAAUGGAACAGAACCCAGACCAGGAUAUGUGUACUUUUUGGGACAAUAUUUAUGAAUUUUGUGAUAAAAAGAUUUAAAUUUUAAUCUGUAUUAUAUGUAAUAUUUUUGUUUUUGGUUGUGUAACAGUAUAAUAAUUGUAAAUAUUUUUAAGUGAAAAUAAAAAAACGCUAUUUUGUUUUACAAGUG
Molecule: messenger RNA, 1845 nt
Organism: Aethina tumida (small hive beetle)
Lineage: Eukaryota; Metazoa; Arthropoda; Insecta; Coleoptera; Nitidulidae
Product: esterase B1
Exons: 7
Coding region: 21-1736 (571 amino acids)
Source: RefSeq, a predicted model, not a curated record